Molecule: messenger RNA, 1449 nt
Organism: Talaromyces atroroseus
Lineage: Eukaryota; Fungi; Ascomycota; Eurotiomycetes; Eurotiales; Trichocomaceae
Product: Histone chaperone rtt106
Exons: 4
Coding region: 1-1449 (482 amino acids)
Molecular function (GO): nucleosome binding; histone binding
Source: RefSeq, a predicted model, not a curated record
AUGGCAUUUGCAGCGAUCAACUCGUCCAAGAAUUCUUCAACGCGGCCAGUUGUAGGACAAGCUGCCCCAGCAGUGAAUCGUGCAGUCAUUGACAGUGCUUUUGCGGCGGAUUCGUCGUUGAGGAAGCGCGUUUACGAUGCGAUCAGCGUCUCACCCCAGCACGGAGCCCUCUUCCAAGAUAUCGCACAGUACACAUCGGGCCUACAGGCUCAGUUACAGCAGCAGCACCAACAACAACAACAACAACGUCAAUAUCAAACAGCCCAGUCCGCUGCUACAUCUGAAAAACAGCCGGCGAUUAAGAAACGCAAGUUGGAAACCGAUCAAAGCACAUCAACAAGCCUACCGUCCGUCCAGGAUCUCAAGGCAGAUAGUCCGCUGCAAUUUUUCGUGCAAGAUGUGUCGUUUGCGGUGCCUCAACGGAAGAAACUGACUCUGGAAAUGACGGCUGCUGGCGGCCAUGGAUAUCUACGUGCAAGGAAUCAGACGUCGAAAGGGGUUGAGUUUGGUAUUCCGAUAAAGGAUAUUCAACAUAUUCUCUGCCUCCCUGUCCCCGAAAAAGCUCAACGACAAUCCAAUUUCUGCAUCAUACCGAGAUACGGGGAUGGCGUAACGCCGGUCCCCGACAACUCAUCGAUUCCAGACCAGAUGGUAUGGACGAUACCGGAUGGACCAGCAAAGGCUGCUUAUACGGGCAAUGGACAGCGCGUAGAAGGUGGAGAUGAGAGCGGCGAAAGUCUGCUUAGACGCUGGCUGAACGAUGGUAUUGGGCAUGCCAAAGUCAUACGUCCUGAUGAGCGCGAGUUUGUCAGCGCUACGCCCGAGGCACAUCGCAAGGGCGAGAAGGCGUAUCAUGUCAAAGCUCACAGGGGGAGUAAAGAUGGUUACCUAUUCUUCCUUCCUACGGGCAUCCUGUUCGGAUUCAAGAAACCGCUACUAUUCUUCUCAUUCGAGAACAUCGAAUCCGUAUCCUACACGUCGGUUCUCCAACGAACAUUCAAUCUGAACAUCACCACGCGCGUCGACGCCAACGAAGACACGCAGGAAUUUGAAUUUUCCAUGAUCGACCAAGCUGACUACGCAGGCAUUGAUGCAUACAUCAAAGCACAUGAACUGCAAGAUGCAAGCUUGGCAGAAGCCAGACGCGCAAAGAAAUACAAUGUCAACGCCGGGAAGGGCACCGACAAGACCAACGGCACGGACGCAGCAUCAGCAGCAGGCGGAGUUGCAGCAGAGGAGGAAGAGGAGAGCGAACUGCAAAAGGCGCAGCGCGAGUUGGAGGACCAGGAAGACGAGGAAGAGGAAGACUACGAUCCGGGCAGUGAUGGGGAGAGUGAUGGGAGCGGAACGAGCAGUGAGGAAGACGAGGAUGACGAGGAUCAGGAGGGCGACGAAGACGGAGACCUGGUCAAGGAGGAGCUUGGGAGCGAGGCAGAGGAGGAUCUGUAA